AUGUCUCGUCAAGACGUUAUGGACAAAUUUCGUCGUGCUAUCAAUGCAAGCAAAUCCCGGUUAAAGCCUGACUACCCUCGAGAAGGUCAGUUUCUUCUCGAUAGUGAGGAGCAGGCAUCUGCCUUUUGUCAACCCAAUCCAGAACAACACCAGGAAAGACAACCUACUCCUGCAUCAGAGGAACACGGAGCCGAUUGCGCUUCUUGCAGGGACUUGCAAACUGCCCUGCAGAUCGCACAGAAUCACAUACGCUUCAUCCAGGAGGAUAUCGAUCAUAUUGCUAGCGACAUCGGGGCGGUGGUGAAGGCAGUCGGGAAGUCUCGGAGAAAUCCUUCUACGGCGAACAAUGAGAAUGCUAUAGAGGAAGUAAAGCAUAUUGGCAAGAGGCUUAGGGACCUUCAAGAUGAUAUCAAGCACCGAACCAAGGAUACAACAAGACCAGAGUAG
This is a messenger RNA of Fusarium sp. VM40, 447 nucleotides long. The record is from the annotation of a GenBank genome assembly. NCBI's taxonomy places the organism in Eukaryota, Fungi, Ascomycota, Sordariomycetes, Hypocreales, Nectriaceae.